GAUAAGAUAAAUGAAGAUGAGUAUUCUGUGAGAAUCAUUCUCAUCAUUGGGAUCUUUGCUAGCUGCUAUUAUAUAUUUGUGGUGGAGCUGUGCACAUUCACCGUACAGUUAUUAGAGGCAAAGGUGACUUUCCUGGUGAUUUUCCACAUGUUGUUCCUCCUGUGCGUGUGCUGUUAUCUACGGACUGUGAUGACGCCUCCUGCUGUACCUCCUGCAAAAUUCCGCCUAUUGGAGUCUGACAUUCAGCUGUACCAGAGCGAUGAGAGGCCAGAAGUGCUGCAGAAGAUCCUCAUUCAUAAGGCUAAAGACUUGACUGAAUAUUGUACUGUCAAUUCCCAAACAUCACUGAGGUACUGUAAGACAUGCAAACUGCUAAAGCCAAACAGAUGCUACCAUUGCCCAGUGUGUAACAUCUGUAUCCUGAAACUGGAUCAUCACUGCGUAUUUCUAAACAACUGUGUGGGAUUAUCCAACUACAAGUUCUUCCUCCUGUUCCUGCUGUAUGCAGUGCUAUUGUGCAUAUUCACUAGUGCAGUGUCGCUUUAUUGCUCCAUUCUACUCUGGACUCAUCAGCUGCCCAACAGCCAAUCCAAAAUCCCUAUCAUUGUGCUGUUCAUCUUAUGUACACUGUUCUCUAUAGCCCUAUUCCAAUUGUUCCGCUACCAUUUCAACCUGGCUGUAAGGAAUAUAAGUGAGAGAGAGUAUCAUGGUGACACAGAGGAGUAUAAUCCCUAUAACUUGGGCUUCAGCAAGAAUCUGAGACAAGUGUUUGGCAAUGAAAAGAAAUAUUGGCUCCUCCCAAUCUUCAGCAGUUUAGGAGAUGGCUUCUCAUUCCCAAUGGGAGAUGCCGCAGAGGACAUAGAGAAAAAUGCUGCUUUUGCCAAGCACAGGACAACAGUGUCCCAAAGCAAGAGAAUAUUGAAAAGGAGGACCAUGUUGUAG
Molecule: messenger RNA, 942 nt
Organism: Xenopus laevis (African clawed frog)
Lineage: Eukaryota; Metazoa; Chordata; Amphibia; Anura; Pipidae
Product: palmitoyltransferase ZDHHC2-like
Exons: 1
Coding region: 148-942 (264 amino acids)
Source: RefSeq, a predicted model, not a curated record